This is a messenger RNA of Diaporthe citri, 2208 nucleotides long. RefSeq lists its product as uncharacterized. Gene Ontology annotation, molecular function: mRNA binding. Bases 1 to 2208 code for a protein of 735 amino acids. The record is from RefSeq and is a predicted model, not a curated record. Gene Ontology annotation, biological process: mRNA processing. The transcript is spliced from 2 exons. NCBI's taxonomy places the organism in Eukaryota, Fungi, Ascomycota, Sordariomycetes, Diaporthales, Diaporthaceae. Gene Ontology annotation, cellular component: exon-exon junction complex.
AUGGCUGCCAAUCCCAAGCGCAGCAGCAGGAGGGCCCUCGGUCACCGUCGCCGCGUUGACGACGAUGGCGAUGACGAGGGUGGGCCCGAGACACUCGAUGCUCUCGACGAUGACUCGAUGACCGAGGGGUCCGUCAUUAGCGACGAGAACAACCAUGCGGAUGAUAGCGACACUAGCAAUGUUGACGAGGCAUCACCUAUAUCCCCCGUCCUCAAAAAGAACUCGGGCCGUGGGUCGGCGAAAGCCAGUGAUCGUCGCGCUGCCGCCGUCGUCUCUGGAGCAACCGACGCUGACGGCCAUGCCGCUGAUGCUGUCGCCGAGACCGAAUCAGGCCUCCACGAGCUGAGCAUCUCGGACUCGCCAAAGACCGCCCAUGCCGACGAAGCCACCGCGCCACCAUCCAAGCCGGGCGGGCCAGUAGUUGUAAGCUCAACAUCGGUCCCGUCCCAGGAACCUCCCUUCGAACGCCGUCGACGUGAACAUGAGGAGUACCGCAAGAAAAGGGACGAGGACCCGGCAUUCGUGCCGAAUCGUGGAGCAUUCUUCAUGCAUGACCACCGUCAUGCCGGUCCUGCUGCGAAUGGCUUCCGCCCCUUUGGCAGAGGAGCAUUGGCUAGAGGCCGAGGGAGGGGCCGCGGUUUUGGUGGCCCCUUCGCACCGGUACAGUCGUUCCAGUCACCUUUUGACCCCACGACGAGUGCUCCUUGGUCUCACGAUAUGCAUGAGACCGUUGCUGAGCCCAUGCCUCCCCGACAACCAAGGCAAUCCGCUCAACCUGCCGAGGGCCUUCCCAAUGGCGACGGACACAUCCCCACUUGUCCUCCCAGCAACACUCCCAUCAACAGAACACUGUCGACUGAGAAGACGCUGGGCAAUGUGGAAAUCCGAGUCUUUUUCCCAGGCCUUAAGGAGCCUAAGUCGUUCUCUGGUAUCCCGAUCAAGCGUUACACGAAAUUACCUGACCACAGGCCCCCGCUGCGACGUGACAAGCCUGUCCGUAUUUCACUGCCGGACAACCCGCCUCGAUACGUAUUCCCUGCUGUUGACAGGUCUUUCAUCUUUAUUCCUCGGGCUCUACGACCAAAUCAGCAGCGGGUGCGCGGCAAGCCACGCCCGGGCCUGGGCUCCGUGGGCGGUUACUCGCGCCGCACAAGUGCCUAUGGAGGAAGUUAUUAUGGUGGAAGUGUCUACACCCCGAGUGUCGAUAUGAGUCGGCGUUCGUCUAUUGCUCCAGCAGACUUCAUAUCUCCGACCGGAUCUGCCAUGUCGCGUCCCAUUGUCCGGCUCCCCCCUAUGGCUCGUCCAGACAUGCCAAUGCCAAUGCCUGUACCAGGCCCUAUGACCGCGGUCUUCCCCCAGCCUCCUCCCCCAGUUGGCGACACUCCCGAUUCUUCCACACCGGCACCGGCACCGGCACCGGCACUGGCACCUGCGCCAGAGCAGUCCGUGGCCUACGAGCCUUCUAUCAGCGAUCUGCCGCACCCUCAAACGCACCCUCUCCCUCAGAAGCCUAUCUUCCAAGAAAAUCGGCCGGGCUCCAUCCCUAUGCACCAACCCCGGCCGCAGAAGGCUGUGUCGGUGGAGAACAUCGAGUCGCCUACGCGGCAAAUCAAUCCACCGCAACAAUACCAGCAAGCUUUCCACCAGCAGGUACCCCCUCAGGUGGUUAACAGCUUGUCCCAGGACACACACGCUCGCAAUCCGUCCUACCCGUCUCAAUUCUCCACGGGGACGCCUCUGUCACAGAUCCCCGAAAGGGCCAUCCAUGCCGCGCCGUUCCAACCCUCCGCCUUCACGCAGCCUCAACCCCAGCCUCAGCCUCAGCCGGCCUAUUACAAUCAGCCGUAUCAGAUGAUGGCUCCUCCGCAGGGUUAUUACUACCCCCCGCAAUACGGUAAUAACAUGGCUCCGUCGGCCGCAGCUCCGCCUUUCUACCCUGGAACACAGCAGCCUCAACAGAUGAACUACAACCAGAGCGGCCAGGGUGACCCUUCAGGUGGCCAGGGGAAUGGACAGGGUGGUGCAUCGGCAGCAUUGGUUGCCCAAGAGAGUGGGGGCUGCGUGUAUUACUACGACGCAUCUCAAAUACCUACAUAUCCCAAUUACCCGGCCUACGCAGCACCCGGGUACGGCAUGGGUAUGUCGCCAGGGCCUGACGGCUUCUACUACAACCAGGCGGCUCCAGGAAUGGCCCCUUAUCCAGGAUAG